Messenger RNA from Peronospora matthiolae, 2091 nucleotides. The record is from the annotation of a GenBank genome assembly. Lineage: Eukaryota; Oomycota; Peronosporomycetes; Peronosporales; Peronosporaceae.
AUGUUCGACGGCAGCUUCAAAGCUCCGCGUCAAGUGAAUCUCAGUGGUCGUAAGAAGCCUCUGACGACGUCGAUAUCAAGUUUUAAAGGUCGAAAUGACGGGUCAAAGGACGAACUUCUGCGCACGAAUCGAUUGGCGAGGGAAGAACGGCAGGCAAUAAAGAUACGCACAGCUGCGAUUACCAAGAUCCAGGCCCAAUUCCGUCGUGUCCGGGCUUCCCAAAUCGCUCGAGCUGCUGUAAUGCACGAUCUAGAGUAUCAACUUCAACAGGUAAUGCUGACAAUUGAUAUUCAGCAUCAAGCGCUGUCUAUCCAACAGCUCCAGCUGAUUCUGAGACGGUUUUUGUUUGCGCGCUCAAGUAAAAAAAGGAUGACUAUGGCUACGGAACCAAAAUUAACACAGCCUUGGCAAUUAGAAACGGACCAAACGGGACGGAAACUCCAGGAUUACGUGGUGUUUCUAUUGCUUGCCAGCUGUCUCAAGGGGUCGUCCGACAUGGCUACAAAUUGGUUGACGGCAAAAAAAGAUACUACAUGGGUCUACCAAGUGUCGCAAAUGAGCGAAAUCGCCUUGUAUACACUCGUGCACGACGAAGUCGAGACGCCAAAUACACAUGCUCAUGUGGCAGUGAACCCCUAUCUGAUGCUGCUAGACACGCUGACAAAUGCGUCAACGUACAAGACACUUGACGAUCAAAAAGUUCUGUCAGACGUGUGUUAUCACCUUGGAAUCUCAAGGCGGUACAGUGUUUUCGAUGCAGUGACGGCGUGUAUCACGGUCCAGGCAGAAGAAAAACAUUUACGUGUGGAGGUCGACAAGUUGGUGCAAGUCAUUGCACGUAUUGCUGCCCGAACGCUGCAAGUGGCGGCUAGAGAAGAGGAAGCACAAGGACGAGAUGCUGGUCUGCUGUCGCAAUUUGCAAAGAAGUUGUUAUUGACACCGUCAGCAGUGACGUGUCCACUUACGAGUUACAUUACAAAGACAGCAUUGUCAAUCGAGAGUCAUUCUCGUGAUGCAACGGUUCGAAUGGUGGGACAUUUUUGGGCACGUGUAGUACGUCAUUUUUGCAUUGACUCGACGGUGGCAGCACUUUCGUGGUCAGAGCGAGCCAUUUGUGUUGGAAACGUGUUAGAACUCGCGUUUCAUUGCUCGUUUGAUGGUGCUAUCGUGGAAGUUAUUCCGCUCGUACUGUCGGAGUUGAUGACUUUAUCACUCGUGCAAUGGGCGUUUGACGUAAAGCAUUCCGAGCAAGAUUCGGUUAUAAACAACGAAGAUUAUGACAUGGAUGAUGAUGGAAACGUGCCGAGUGUUUUAUUGUCCGUUCAAGACUUUGCAUUGGAAGAAGAAGUGCAGCGCGGCGUGGAAGGACUCGGCGUCGCUGAGUCUAGUGUCCGUGCGCAGUGGCAAAAGCUUUGCCAUUCAAAUUUUGCUCCGCUGUGUAUCGAUGUGCUGCUGCGUGUGAACAACGGGACACCGGAGCUUGUGUUGUCCGGCAAGAGUCCUGUUUACCGGCUUUGCGACGUUCUUGCUACUUUGAUUUUGUCAACAGGGCGGUCUCACGUCCUUACUGUAGCGGCUAACUUUACGAAUCCUCCUCCGGCUUUGCUUGCGUUGCUGAGUGCGAUGACGGUCGAGCAGAGUCCGUGGAGGUCCACCGUUCUCUCAAGCAUUACAAAUCUAGUCGAUAGCAUGUGGCAGAGGAUAAGGUCAGCGAUCAAAAGCAGCACUUCCCAGCACCUGGCGCCGCUUUUCGGAGAGUGCUCGCUUGAUACAACGACGGUGCCAUUGCAGAUGCUCCUUAUUUUUAACGUCGUCUAUUCUCACAUGCUUUUGGGACUUGACGAUGAAGCAUUUUACGAUGGGCAAUGGCCACUUCGUUUGUGUGAAGUCAAAGCCUUGGUGACAUUUUUGAAACAAUUUGUUUACGAAUCGUGUUGGAUAGUUGAUGGCAACACUGCACUACCAACUGGCACCAUGGACGAAAGAGACCUCGUGAGAUUCGCUGUGGUUGUGACAUCCAUUAAGCUGUUCAACCAGCUCUAUGAUCGGGAUUGUCGGCGUCGUUUCAUGCCUGAUGGCGCGUGCUUGUGA